Molecule: messenger RNA, 1152 nt
Organism: Rotaria sp. Silwood1
Lineage: Eukaryota; Metazoa; Rotifera; Eurotatoria; Philodinida; Philodinidae
Source: the annotation of a GenBank genome assembly
AUGGAACAUCCUCCAAAAUCUCAUGAUAAGAUUUUAUUCAAUCGUAUACAAGGCUCUUUGAUAGGCUUAGCGUUAGGUGAUGCACUUGGCGCUCGUGUAGAAUUUAGACCUCGUGAAUAUUUACUUAAACAUCCUGUGACUGAUCUUCAAGCCGGAGGAACGUGGGGUCUCAAAAAAGGACAGUUCACUGACGAUACAUCCAUGGCUCUUUGUUUAGCAAGUUCUUUAAUCGUCUGUAGGAAUUUUCAGCCAUAUGACCAAUUAGUACGUUAUAAAUGGUGGUAUAGAUGCGGUUAUAUGUCAUCUACUGGUCAAUGCUUUGAUAUAGGUACUGCUACUGGUAAAUCACUGCGUGAAUUCGAACGACGCCAAAAUAGCUUUGUCAAAGAAAAAAACAUUUCGCCCGACGACAUGGAUCUUUUCUCUGACCAAGAUAUCUUAAGACAGUUCGAUGUAAAUUGCAGUAACGAUCAAUCAGCUGGUAACGGAGGUCUUAUGCGUCUUGCACCUGUGCCACUCUUUUUUUAUAAAGAUCCGAGUAGAGCCGUAGAAUAUUCUGGCAUUAGUGCUAGGAUAACUCAUGGAGAUGUAAGAGUCUAUGAUGCAUGUCGAUUUUAUGGAGCACUCAUUGUAGCUGCUCUUAACGGUGAGAAAAAAGAUGAUUUGUUGAGUCCAAAUUUUUAUCAAAAUCACAAAACAUGGUUCAGUGAUAAACCAUUUCAUACAGACAUUCAGAAAAUUGUCGAAGGAUCAUAUAAGAAGAAGAAAGCUGGCUAUGAAGAUGGAAUUCGAGGAAAAGGUUUUAUUGUUAAUAGUCUUGAAGCUGCUUUAUGGGCUUUUUGCUUUGAUGACGAUUCAUUUCGAAAUGGUAUCUUGGCUGCUGUUAAUCUUGGUGAUGAUGCUGAUACAACAGCUGCUAUUUAUGGUCAGUUAGCUGGUGCUUAUUAUGGUUAUAAUGAUUUACCUCGACAAUGGGUCAAACAUGUCUAUGCUAAAGAUUUUAUUACGUGCUUAAGUGAAUGGAUUCUUUAUGAGGGACAAAUAUGGUUUCAAAAGAACCAAUCAACUUUGACAAACUCUGAUUCAUCUUCUGGAAAUCAGUCUAAUACUAUUAAUCUCAAAAAUCUUUCUUCAGAAGAAGUACAUGAUUAA